Messenger RNA from Aplysia californica (California sea hare), 1254 nucleotides. RefSeq lists its product as uncharacterized. The coding region runs from base 1 to 1254 and encodes 417 amino acids. The record is from RefSeq and is a predicted model, not a curated record. Lineage: Eukaryota; Metazoa; Mollusca; Gastropoda; Aplysiida; Aplysiidae. The transcript has 2 exons.
AUGACGCAGGGUGGUGGAAGCCGAAAGGAAGCCACCAAGCCGAGAAACCUCCUGUCGACCAGAAGAACCACCAGACUUGGCACAUGGAAUGUUCGUACAAUGUACGAGGCAGGGAAGGCACUGCAGGUUGCAAGAGAGAUGGAGGCCUACCAACUGGACAUAUUGGGUCUCUGUGAGACGAGAUGGACGAAUGCAGGGGAGUGUCAACUUGCUUCAGGGGAAACAGUUCUCUACUCUGGACAUCUGGAGAAAAACUCGCCGCAUACAGAAGGAGUAGGUAUUCUGUUGUCAACACACGCCAAGAUGGCUUUGAUAGGAUGGAAAACAGAGGGCCCGCGACUAAUAUCAGCUGAAUUCCGUUCACACAAGAAAGACAUCAACUUUCAUGUUAUCCAGGGAUAUGCCUCCACCAAUGAUAAGGACCAGGAUGUGAAAGAGACUUUCUACAAAAUGCUACUAAAUACUAUUGAUCAGAUACACAAAUCAACAUGGGUGUCGCCAGACCAACAAACUGAAAACCAGAUUGACCACAUAUGUGUCAACAAGAAAGACAGGAGAUCAAUGAGGGAUUUUAGAGUUUACAGGAAGUGCAGACGUAGCUUCGGACAAAAUCUGCUCAUUUCAACAAUCCGACAAAAACUAAAGCGAAGACAGGGAAUUGUCAAUAAUCAUAGGCACCGGUACAAUGUGGAAUUUCUGAGAGAGCCAUCGUCAAGGGAGGAGUUUAAUGUAGCAGUUAAGAACAGGUUCCAAGUGUUGGAAACACUAGGCGAGGAUAGCAGCGUGAAAGAAACAUGGCAGGCAAUAAAAGAAGGCUGGACCACUGUGUGUCAAGAGGUACUGGGGAAACAGAAACGUGAGCACAAGCCUUGGAUAUCGGCCACCACUCUGAGGAAGAUAGAAGACAGGAAAAAGAAAAAUGACCAGGUAAACAGGAGCAAGACAAGAGCAGCCAAAGCAAAGGCCCAAGAAGAAUACACCAAAGCAAUAAAGGAGGUAAAAGUCAGCGUACGGCAAGACAAAAGAAACUAUGUAGAUGACCUAGCGCGCGAGGCACAGGAAGCAGCAGGGGCAGGAAACAUGAGAGGACUGUAUGAAACCACCAAGAAACUUGCAGGCAGAUACAAGAACGCAGGUGUGCCAGUGAAGGAUAAAGAGGGAAGGCUUUUCACAAAUCCAGACGAACAGAAAGAACGCUGGAAGGAGCAUUUCAAAGAGCUACUGAACAGGCCAAGGCCAGAAAAAACAGUUUGA